Messenger RNA from Drosophila albomicans, 936 nucleotides. RefSeq lists its product as uncharacterized. Lineage: Eukaryota; Metazoa; Arthropoda; Insecta; Diptera; Drosophilidae. The transcript is spliced from 3 exons. Bases 4 to 600 code for a protein of 198 amino acids. The record is from RefSeq and is a predicted model, not a curated record.
CUAAUGAGUGUGCUGCAACUCAACCUCCAUAAGUCUAAAACGGCUUCGGCGGAGCUACUCCUUGCCCUGGAGGAAGUGUCCGCCUACGCGGCUUUGGUCCAAGAACCGUGGAUAGCGUCGGGCAACACGGUUGCUGGGCUGAAGUCGCUUAAUUACGAUCUGUACGUCCCGACAUUGGUAAGUAGAUCGAGAACUGCCAUCCUUGUAAAAAAGGGGCUAAAAGCUCAUCUACUACCUAAUUACAGCAAUGACGAUCUUACCGUGGUGGUGCUGGAGAGCCGUGAGGGAUGUUUGCUGCUGGCAUCCUGCUACAUGGCCCACGACAUGCCGGCUCCACCUGACGAGCUGCGGAGGCUGGUGGACAUGGUCUGCUCAUCCAAUAAACAUCUAAUAAUCGGAACGGACUCCAACGCCCACCAUAGCGUCUGGGGAAGUCCCGACAUUAACGACAGGGCACCAAUGAUGGGCAGCAAACACAGAUUGCUGUUAGGCUGUCCGUAUUACAGACUAGCACGUUGGUAUUUCGAUUCUCAAAAGCAUCAAGUCUCCCGCACUGAAGGAGCCACUGAGCUUGUUGCUCAAAACCUGACCUGGACCUAGAAGCCUCGACAAGCAAGAGGCAGGAUUCACAGCAUCUAUAUCACCAGGAUUCUUGAUAAGACGAAGUCGGAGAAGCUGGUCAUCACAUGGACAAUCACGGCAUUUGGCGGUCGACCCUUCAUGGAAUUGAUUUCCAAGUCCUUCCUUGAUUUCCUACGAGGUUUCUCCUUUGUUGACUCAAUGUAACUCUCACCAAUGCACUCAUUUUGCAAAAAUGUUGACAAGUACUGAAAUUUGUGAAGCGAGUUUCUUAAUUUUUCGCACAACAUAUUUCACUUAAACUAAACAGUAUCUCUUCUCGAAAUAAGAGCUUAUUAUAAAUUCUUUUAAUUUCCU